UGUGUGUGAACAACAACAAACUGAGCUAGAACGAGAGAGACCGGGCCAUUACCAGCUAUUAUUGUGUGUGCAGGAGGUGAGCAGCAGCAGCAACAGCAACAGCAGCAGCAGGAGCAGGAUGGCAGAGCAGAAGGCAGAGGGGGAUGCGGUGGAGGUGGAGGAAGGAGGCAGUGUGCUGGUGAAGUUUGUCACCAAGCAGGAACAGUAUGCAGUGCCAGGGUCGUCUGUCUUGGUGAACAUAAACAGCAAUCCGGCCAAGCUCAAUGAGAUCGUCCAUGCCUUCAUUAAGCAAGUGUCAGACCCGUCGAGAGAGUUACCACGCCUUGACUUUGUGGUGGAGGGGCAGCUGCUGGUGGGGAAGCUGCGCCACAGACUGGAGGAUAGCGGGAGGAGUAUGGAGGGAGUGGUGGAGGUGGAGUAUUUAGAGAAACUUCCUCCACCCACUCCAAAAGACUCUCUCCACCACGAUGACUGGGUGUCCACGGUGCAGGCGACGGAUCAGUGGCUUCUGACAGGGUGCUACGACAACACCCUACACCUGUGGUCCGUGGAGGGACUGGCAGAGGGGCAGGGUGACCGGGCCCAUAGACUGACCAUCCCUGCACACCGAGCCCCUGUCAAGGCAGUUACUUGGAUCAACACAGAGGCUCCCCUGCUGUCCUUCAUCAGCACCUCCAUAGACCAGACAGCGGUGGUGUGGGUGUGGCGCAGUGACACCAACGCUGUGGAGUGUGUCAGCGAGUGUCACGGCCACAGCCAGAGUGUCGAGUGUGUUGCUGUGGACGAGAGGAGGGAACACUUCGCCACAGGAUCUUGGGAUAACCUGCUCAAAAUUUGGACUACUGGGAACCAGAAAGAGAGAGAGGAAGAGAAUGAAGGAGAAGAUCAAGAGAAGAAGAGGAGAAAAGCAAAGAAGCCACAGAAGAAGACCCCAAUUGUGACGUUAGCGGGACACACUGAGAGUAUUGGGGGUGUGGCAUGGACCGGGCCAGGGGAGGUGACCACAGCCUCUUGGGACCACUCGCUCCGUGUUUGGGACGCAGAAAUAGGAGGUGUCAAAACGCAGGCUGUUGGAAAUUGUGCGUUUUUCUGCCUAUCUUGGUCGCCACUUCACCACGCCUUGCUGACUGGGUGUGCCGAUCGCCAUAUUAGGCUUUAUGAUCCUAGAGAUACUGAGGGGUCGGUGGUGAAACAGAAGUUCUCGUCACACAGUAAGUGGGUUCCCAGUGUAAGGUGGAGCAACACAGCCGAGCAUCACUUUGUCUCAGGGGGAUACGACAACUUCAUCAAACUCUGGGAUGUCCGCAGCCCCCGCGCGCCUCUGUACGACUUGACAGGCCACGAGGACAAGGUGUUGGCUGUUGACUGGUCCAACCCGAAGUAUGUGGUCAGCGGAGGAGCAGACUGUACCAGCAAAGUGUUCGCCACAUGAGAGAGAGAGAGAGAGAGAGAGAAAGUGAGAGAGUGAGGAAGAGAAAGUGAGAGUGAGUAAGAGAGAGAGAGAGAGAGAGAAUGUGUGAGUGAGUAAGAGAGAGAGAGAGAGAGAGAGAGAGAGAGCUUAGUUUAAUAUUUAGUGACAAUAAGAAGUAAAAAGAAGAGGAAGAAGAGGAAGAGGAGGAGGAAGACAGACAGACAGACAGACAAGAAUUUAGAUACAGUGAGAAUGAUAAUAAUAAUAAUAAUAAUAAUAAUAAUGAAAUGAUGAUGAUGAUGAUGAUUAAUAAAAUACUGAA
Messenger RNA from Portunus trituberculatus (swimming crab), 1733 nucleotides. RefSeq names its product ribosome biogenesis protein WDR12 homolog. Gene Ontology annotation, molecular function: protein binding. The transcript has 10 exons. Gene Ontology annotation, cellular component: preribosome, large subunit precursor. NCBI's taxonomy places the organism in Eukaryota, Metazoa, Arthropoda, Malacostraca, Decapoda, Portunidae. Gene Ontology annotation, biological process: ribosome biogenesis. Bases 119 to 1432 code for a protein of 437 amino acids. The record is from RefSeq and is a predicted model, not a curated record.